AUGGAUGAGCGCGGCAUGACAAACACGCCGAUGAGCCUGUCGACUAGGUCUAGCCGCCUCUCCGAGGCGAAUACUGCUACCUCUAGGAGCAGCCUGAAUGUGCCUGAGCACCAUGAGCUGAGAAAGUCCCCCAUAACAGAAAGGACUCAAGAAGCUGCUAUCGAGCCAGCUGCAGAGGGUGGGGGAGGCAAAGCAAACGUGGAAUCUACCACAGGUACAACAACAACAACAAGCCACUCUUCCAAGUUCAAUGGGGUCACAUUCAUGCGACCCCGAUACUCUCGUCGUGUGCAUUCAAAGAGCGAGCCCCAUCCCCCGUCCCCUGCCUCAGCCUCGGGCUCUGUCGCGGGCAACGAGUCUCCUGCAAAGAGAGCUGAUGGCAGCAUCACAUCUGACCAGCGUCGCGUAUCUGCCCCAGUAGCUCACGGCAGCCCGGGUUCCUCUUUGAUCCCCAAACUUGGCAUCAGGGGUUCAAUGAUUGCAAAACAACCACCAAUCCCUCCACGUAACUCUAGCGACGGCAAAUGCGGCAUAUUUCCAACUACAGCCCCAAGAGAGCAUACGGAAGACAGGCUCGAGAGGAUCCCUCCCACUGUCGUAAAAGAUAUACAGGAACCUGCCAAUCUAUCGGCAGUCCCUCCUGGCAACGAAAAUCAGCCGCCGCCAAAGGCGAAUGAAAAUCAGCCAACCAUGAUGGCUUCGCGUCGAAGCAUCAGAGGCCUUCGACGCCUACGGGCCGGGUCUCUUCGUGGCCACCGAGGCCGUGUUUUGCAGGGAUCCUCGCCCCAUCGGAGCACCCAAGAAUGA
Messenger RNA from Trichoderma atroviride IMI 206040, 807 nucleotides. RefSeq lists its product as uncharacterized. The record is from RefSeq and is a predicted model, not a curated record. NCBI's taxonomy places the organism in Eukaryota, Fungi, Ascomycota, Sordariomycetes, Hypocreales, Hypocreaceae.